Molecule: messenger RNA, 1231 nt
Organism: Centruroides sculpturatus (bark scorpion)
Lineage: Eukaryota; Metazoa; Arthropoda; Arachnida; Scorpiones; Buthidae
Product: cytochrome P450 3A9-like
Exons: 12
Coding region: 68-1231 (387 amino acids)
Molecular function (GO): iron ion binding; steroid hydroxylase activity; oxidoreductase activity, acting on paired donors, with incorporation or reduction of molecular oxygen
Source: RefSeq, a predicted model, not a curated record
UUCAUUGACAUGGUAUAGAGUUAUCACAUACAACAUUAUAUGAAGAGCGCUUGUAUAUUAGUUCAAAAUGGCUGAUCUCUAUGGAAUUUCAUAUUACGUUUUAAUUCUUUUCGGAAUCUUCUUAGCACUUUAUCUUUAUUUAACACGAUAUUUUGGAUAUUGGAGUAAACUCGGAGUACCUGAAGUGCCUCCAAUGAUUUUCACGGGAUCAAUGCGUUUAGAUUUUAGCACUCCUCAUGGUGUACGUGAGCAGAAAUGGUACAAGAAAUACGGAAAAAUUUUUGGAAUUUACGAGGGAUCAAAUCCAGUUCUUAUGAUAGCUGAUCCAAAUUUAAUGAAAGAUAUUUUAGUAAAAGAUUUUCAAUCUUUUAUGGAUUUAAGAAAUCUUAAAUUUGGAGAUCCAAUUAUUGACAGGAUGCUCUUUGUACAAACCGGUAAAAAAUGGAAAGACAUGAGAAGUAUUAUGACUCCCGCUUUCACUAUUAGUAAAAUGAAGAUGAUGACAAAGUUAAUUAAUGAAUGUGCCCAAAUAUUAAUCGAUAAUUUCUUAGAAGCAGCUGGAAAUAAAAUAGAAGUUGAUAUUGAUGAGUAUUUUGGUGCGUAUAUUACAGAUGUUACUGCUAAAUGCGCUUUUGGUAUUACAUUAGAUUCGCGAAAGGAUCCAAGUAAUCCUUUUGUAAAGGCUGUCAGAAAAACUAUGAGUCCUGUUCCAUGGAGAGUUUAUUUAUCAAUUUUAUUCCCUGGUUUGGCUAAAUCCCUUCGUUUAUCAUUCUUUGAUCCUACCGCAUCCCAAUUUUUUAAGCAAGUCAUAAUGGAAGUGAUCGAGCAAAGGAAGAAAAUGAAAGAUGAAGAUAAACCAAACGACUUUCUACAGUCUCUUUUAAAUCUAGAGAGAGACGUUAAUAAUGCCGAAAAGAAAAGUUUAGAAUUGGAGGAUAUAGUAGCCCAAUGCAUCAUGUUCUUCAUCGCAGGCUACAUUACAACAAAUGCUACAUUUUUAUUUGCUGUGUAUGAACUUGCUGUACAUCUAAACAUCCAAGAAAAACUUAUAAAAGAAAUUGAUGAAACGUUUAAGGAUAAAGAAGACGUGGAUUAUGAAUCAGUUAUUGAGAUGAAAUAUUUAGACGCGUUUCUUCAAGAGAUACUCAGAUUAUAUACGCCAUCACCGAGAAGUGAGAUCAAACUUAAAAGAUCCUGUAAUAGGAAUAGGAGGUACUUCAGGAAUUCCUAA